This is a messenger RNA of Zymoseptoria tritici IPO323, 5928 nucleotides long. RefSeq lists its product as uncharacterized. The transcript has a single exon. NCBI's taxonomy places the organism in Eukaryota, Fungi, Ascomycota, Dothideomycetes, Mycosphaerellales, Mycosphaerellaceae. Gene Ontology annotation, biological process: small GTPase-mediated signal transduction. The coding region runs from base 1 to 5928 and encodes 1975 amino acids. Gene Ontology annotation, cellular component: plasma membrane; cytoplasm. Gene Ontology annotation, molecular function: guanyl-nucleotide exchange factor activity; small GTPase binding. The record is from RefSeq and is a predicted model, not a curated record.
AUGCCGUGGAAGCCAUUGCCUUCAGUGGCCUUUGCGAUAUGCACAUUUCCAUUCCGCGCGACCGAACACGACGAUCUACCACUGCAAAUCGGCGACCACAUCUACAUCAUCGAGCAGGGCGGCAGCACGAACGAAUGGUAUCGCGGAUACUUGGUUGCGCCGCCGUCUCUCCUCGCCGGACUGACGAGCGAUCGCGGACAACAGCUGGAGCAUCGAGUGUUUUCAGGCAUAUUUCCGAGGAACUGCGUGGAGGUGAGGGAGUACUUGGGGGACACCAAGCACAGUUUGUUGGAGGGCAAUGGCGAAGAUGCGGAAGCUGAAGAGGAAGGAGACGAUGUUGCGUCGAGGCGAAAGAGCCAGGCUUCAUAUGCUCGGAGAAUGAGCAAAAGGAUGAGCAUGAAGAAGAGCUCACGGAGUCUGCGGAGGACAAAGUCGUUCAUCGCUCAGGAGGACCCAUUGCCGAGAGAUCCCAAUACACCCAAGCCACUCGCACCAGUGCCUUUACUCCGAGUCGGCGACGAGACUGGAGUCUCAGCAGAAGAGCCAUUGGUAGACGAGAUUGCUUCAUGUCUGCGGGAAUGGCACGAUGCACGAUUACACGAGAUGCUGCUCGGGCGAGGCUACACUCAACUGGCAAAGGUGCAGGAGCUCAUUCGGCGGGUGGACAAUGCCAGGAGUCAGCUGAUGCAUGAGGUGUUGACAUUGAAAGAGCUAGAAGAACUGCGCGAGGACACUGUGUGGGAUCUGGUCGCAGGCAACAAACUGUUCAACGACGAAGUGAUUGUUCGCAGUCCCACCGAAAGAGGUCGAAUUUUGACGGCCGAGGAUUCUGUUCUUGAGAUGACCAAGCUACAGGCCAAUAUGAGCAUACUGAACCGGCCGCCAAAGUUGGCCGUGGAGAAGCAUGUUUUACACCACGUAUUGGUCGACGUGCGCAACUUUGUAUGCGACUCGGAUAUUCCUGCAUCGCUCCACAUCGGCCUGUAUUCGAAAGCACCAGGCGAGAAGCCUGUUCCGGUCAGCGAAAGCUAUGCGAUUGCGGUUCCUCUACCACCCACAGCCCCCGAGACACCCGAAGAGCAGACGAAGACACUGUUCGUGAAUCUCAAUCAAUCCGACGUCGGGAUGGUGGCCGACUCGAAGUCACUCUACGUUGUCUUCAAACUCCUGCGAGACGAACCAGUUCGGUCUCUGAUUCAUGGCCAAGGACUUGUACACAACCAACCCAACCAUCAUCAACACAGGCCUUCGUUACUGAGCAACGUUUCGGCCGAUAGGCUGGGUAGUCUCACGAAAGCAGGGAGACGCAGCAUGUUCGGUAGCCAGCGGAGGAAUGGUCCUAUUCGUACGACUUCUGAAGGUGUGAUGCGACCUGUCACGGCACAAUCGCAAUACUCUGACAUGGACCGAUCAUCAAAUCACUCUUCUGAAACACCUCCCUCUCGAGAUCUCAAGAUGGUGAGGCGAAUGGCGGGCGUCGGUGUGAUUGACAUAUCAAAGCUGGCGCAGGAGAAAUCAUCUCUCGAGUCCGACGUUUCAUUCUACGCACCCUCGUCGACAGGCGACAUUGGCGAGGAAACCUCGGAUUGGAAUGAGAUCAUCCGUGAGCUUGGCGGCAACCCUCAAGGUGGCUUCACGCAGGUCCCGCUGAUGAAGCGCUUCGAUGUGUUCGUUCAAACAUUUGCAUCGGCAGAUCUCAACAAGCUUGUCCGUGAUGAGCCGACACUGCUACACGAGAUUUCCAUGACGCCCAAGCUUGGAUUCUCCGGGGUGCCCACCGAGAAGCGAAGCGACAUCUACUUGACCUUGACUGAGCCGCGGAUUCCUCGAGGCGCCACACUAGCUCAUUCGAGGUAUGGCGCGGUAGCGCUCAGCCAGCGAACGCAGACGAGUCUUUCAAACUUGCAGCUUACUCUCGAAGUUCGAAAAGCAAAUGGCGAGCGCAUCGACGAGUGUAUAUACACCUCGGCGAACCAUCCCGGCCAUACAGCUUGGCGGACCACCGGCCUUGAACGUGGCGAGGGCUGGCACCAGACCAUCAGACUUGCGAUUCCAGCGGAAGAUGUCCCCGGCAGUCAUGUGGUGAUGAGCAUCGCUGACUCGCCAAACUUUCCAUUUGCGCUAUCAUGGGUGCCUCUCUGGGAGUUUGAUGCAUUUGUGCGGGAUGGUGACCAUCAAGUCGCACUGUAUGUGUAUGACGAGUAUUCUUCCAGCAUCAUUGGAGGAAAGGGUGCCUACCUAGCUUUGCCGCCCUGGCAUUCCAAGCAGGAUCCGGAUCAGGUGAAUGCGGCUGUUGUUUCGCUGCGCACUUAUUUGUGCAGCACGGAGUACUCGCAGGAUCCAACAUUGCUAGGCGUCUUGCAGUGGCGCAACUAUCACGGAGAGAAACUGCUCGAGCUUCUCCAAAGAUUUGCAUUUGUUCCAGAGAUUGAGAUUGUGAAGAUGCUUGGAGACGUGUUUGGAGCAUUGUUCGAGAUCCUCCAGGAGUACGAGUCCGACGAGCGAUACGCCGACGUGAUCUUCUACGAUUUCGUUGUGGUGUUGAGCAUCGCCCGCGACAAGAGAUUCGAGCUAGGCAGUAUCAUCGAGGAAUAUGCGACGACUCGGCACGAGUGGCCACAAGCAAGCCAGGUCCUCGUCAGGGCCUACCACCGAUUGGUAGCUAACCCAAUGGAUUCGGACGCGUCGCGCAAGCUGAGAACGACAUUCAAAGUGGGCGACCAAAUUCUUAAGCUCAUUGUCGAGACGACUCGGCGACUCACCGAAACCAACGACGAGCAGGAGAUGAAUGGUAGCCUUCACGAUCACCAGUCGGAUCUCAGAGACGAAUUGCAAAGGUUCUUCGUGGCAGUGAUGGCCCUCAUGCGCAAUCCUAUGCCCAUCUUGCUCGGCACGCAAACGUUGCUCGUGCGGAAUUUUCACUCCUGGCUGCCAGAGCUGGCACCAGUCAUGACACCAGCGGAGAUCCUGGAGCAUGCAUCCGAUUUGCUCGCGUCGUGCGCCCAGGCGAAGGGUAAAAUGAUUCUCUAUCGGUUGAUACUCAUCGGCCACUACACUCAGCUUGAUGUGUUCAAGACGCCUGAAACCCAGACGACGCUCUUGGCCAACACCUUUCAAUGGUUGGAGCCCUACUGGGGCCAACCUCAGGUAGUCAAUGAACAAUGGCGGAGCCAAGUCCGUCUGUGCUGCUCAGUUGUCGCAGCUCAGAUGGAGGAAUUUAAUGGAGAGAGCUGCCAUUAUGUGCCGAAACUCGCAGAGUCUUUCCUCGCCCUGCAGCAGGUGCCUCGCCAGCCAAAGCAUGGGUUUAGCAUGCUAUUUCCAACCACGUUCCCAUUCCCCUACAGGCCGACUACGCAGCCGAUCGAAGUGGACGAGGCCAUGCUGGAAGUCUCUGCGCUGCUCGCAGCAUCUUUGGCUACCGAGAAGAAACUUUCUUUCGACUCAAACCAGGUCGACAUCACUGGCGUGUUACUGCAAGCGCUCAAAGUCAGCCAGAGCGUGCUUGCCUGCGAGGCUUUUCCCCGAAGCUGGUUGAGUUUGCUGGUCAGCCACCAUCGACGCGGCGUCACUGCAUUGGAGCGCAUCUCGGAAAUAUUGAUCGAGACUUUGCCGGAUCUCCACGCUCAGGGAAACACGGAUGCUUUCGACUUUGACACGGUCGUGUGGCGAGCAUUCUUCGACACGCUCUUUACGGCUUUGAGUAGCCCAGCACUCGCGAUGGAGAGUUUUCCUGAGCAGAAGCGGAGAGCAAUAUGGAAGAUCGCAGGGGAUGUUCGUGAAGCUGGUGCGAACGUGCUUCGACGCAGCUGGGAAGCCAUUGGGUGGGAGACUGAUGCAGACACGAAGGACCUCCAUGGGUUUAAAAAAUUGGGAGGGUACCAGGUGCAGUUUGUUCCGGAACUUGUCGCACCUAUUGUUGAGCUCUGCCUGAGCGUCCACGGUAGCCUGCGAGCGGUAGCGAUUGAAGUGCUGAGAUCCAUGAUCAUCAGUGCAUGGCAGAUCGACGAGGACUUGUCCACCAUUCAAACGGCGAUGAUCGAUUGUUUGGACAAGCUCUGCAGGACAAAGAGCGUGACGGAAAGUGUGCUGCAGAAAACGUUUGUCCCGGAGAUGCUGGAUCUGUUUCGACCUUUGCAGCAGACACCCGAAGAGCCGCUGUACAGUGCUGUCGAAGAAAUGUUUGGCAAAAUCGACGACUUACUGGCAAUGCUGGCAAAUGUCCAUCGUGGUGGCGUUGUCAACGAUGCGACUCGACUUGUCGACACUCUGCAUCUGAUGCAAUUCCUCCGCGAAGCCAACUCGGAAGACGCAUACACUCGGUACGUGCACCAGCUGGCUGGGUUGCAGGUCUCAACGGGAAAUAUCACCGAAGCUGGACUGGCGCUGAAGAUGCAUGCGGAUCGCUAUGCUUGGAAUCCUUCUCUGCCUCUUCCAGAGCUCGAAGACCCGCAGUUCCCAGCGCAGACGGCGUUUGAGCGGAAAGAAUCUCUUUACUUCCAGAUGUGUCAGCACUUUGAGAAGGGUCGAGCAUGGAAGCAAGCAUUGGCGGCCUAUCGCGAGCUUGCUGAUCAAUACGAGCAUAACACCUUCGACUUUUCCAAGCUGGCCAGGGCACAGCGUGCCAUUGCUGGGGUGCACGAGAAGAUCUCCCGAGGCGAUCGUGGUGUUCCGCGAUACUUCCGCGUUGUGUACCGCGGCCUGGGCUUCCCCACAAGCAUGCGCGACAAGCAGUUCAUCUUCGAAGGUAUUGAGAAUGACAGACUGGCCAUGUUCUCGGACCGCAUGCAAUCGCUCCACCCGGGUGCCCAGAUUCUUCGUGCUGGUAUGGAUCCUGGUGUCGAAGGCCAAUACCUGAAGAUCUUUGCUGUCAGCCCUAACAAGGAUCUCGAGCAUACGAUCUACCAACGGACCAAGGUCUCGCAGGCGGUGAGGGAGUAUAAUCUUAUAUCCAACCCGCAACGUUUCGCUACGACUUCGAGACAGCCUGCAAUUGACAUUCCAAUCACGGAGCAGAUUGUGGAGAAGACUGUUUACACUACUGCGGAGGAGUUCCCCACCAUUCUGCGCAGAAGCGAGGUCAUUAACAUUGAGUCCGUCACAUUGCUGCCCAUCGAAGCUGCGGUUGAGCGCACGACCAGGAAGACUCAGGAGCUACUGGCCGCUGAAAAGCGCAUCAGCAACGGCAUCGACGACGAGACCAGCGCCAUGAUUCGUCUCACGGAGGACCUCCAAUCAUCCGUCGACCCCGACUCGGAAUCAAGCGUCGCUCGCUACCGCGGCCUUCUGCCGGCUUCGGAACUGCUCGACAACGUCUCGGGCUCCGUCGACCCUUCGAUAUAUGCGAAAGAAAUAGACGCUCAAGAGGACUCCAUGCAGACCGCGCUCAGAGUCGCUCUGCUCGACCAUGCACUUGCCAUUCGCCGUUGUCUCGGCCUGUACAAGACUGCCGACUACCAACCCAUCCGAGCUGAGCUGGUGCCACGCUUUGAAGCGACCUUCCUGAACGAGCUGACUACGCUCUUCCCAUUCCGAUCCAAUCUCGUAGACGACGUCUCGGCCCGCUCGUCCAUUGAGAACGCCGCACGACCCGACAUCGCCAUUCAUCAGCCAGACACGAAUGGAGGCGCGCCACAACCCGAAGCACAGGAGACGAGCCGGAGGCCUAGCCGCCGCAUGUCCUUCAAUCUGUUCAAGCGUGGUUCGUCUCGACAAGGUCGCGACUCGGUAGCGGACGGCGAGGGCGUGAACGGCGAUGGCCGCGGAUCUUCCCGAACGGGGAGUCGCACCCGUGGCAGGGACAGGAGCUCGAGCCGGCUGAGCGUGUUUCGCAGUACGUCGGAUCAGGAUGGAGAGAAGGGUGCGCUGGGGACGCUGAAGGAGAGAUUGAGUUUUCUUCAAAAUAGGGGAGGAGCGCAGCAGGCUGUUUAA